CUGUAGAACGCGCAUGCGUGAUACCAUCUCCCACGGUAUGUGAAGAUGGCAGCCUCCUGAUUCAGUAAGGGAAUGAGAAAACGAGGUCUGAAACAGGAACUUAUCUUCCAGCAAAUGUCAGAGGAAGUCUGAUUAACCAGCUCUAUAGUAACCGUCAGAGGAACCGGGAGAAAUUGGUGCAUGCUGGUAAAUUAAAAGCAGACAGAUGUUUUAGUGCUGGAUGGUGCUGGUUUGCGUGGAGAGUGACCCUGUUUCCUGUACUGAUAGUCCCUGUAUGUAGCCUGACAAAUGCUGCCAUCUCAAGAGCCAGCAUCCAGAGAUUCCGGACAGAGUUUGCUGAGGGUAAAAUUACAGGAAGGAGGUAUAACUGUUACAAACAUCAUUGGAGUGACACCAGAAAGCCAGUAAUAUUGGAGGUGACCCCUGGAGGCAUUGACCAGAUAGAUCCAACAACAAAUCGAAUUCUCUGCUCUUAUGACUACAGAAAUAUUGAAGGAUUUGUAGAAGUCUCCGAUUACCAGGGAGGUUUCUGUAUAUUGCAUGGAGGAUUUAGUAGACUGCAUAUGUUUGCUAUUGAGCAAAGGGAUGAUGUCAUCAAAAGUGCAAUAGAGCAUGCAGGCAACUUUAUAGGCAUUACACUUCGGAUCCGGAAGGAACCCAUAACGUUUGAGCAGUACAUUAAUCACCGACUAGGAAAGUACAGCAAUGAUGAAUCAAUCACCUCACUAGCAGAAUUCACAGUGCAGAAAAUAGCACCUAGGCACUCGGAACCAGUGAAAAGAAUAUUAGCGCUUACAGAAACCUGCUUAAUAGAGCGUGAUCCUGCUACUUAUAAUAUUGUAACUUUAAAACCCUUGGGAGAGAUAUUUGCAUUGGUAUAUGAUCCUGAGAACCCACAACUUUUCACAGUUGAGUUUAUUAAGGGACAAGUGCGAAAAUACUCCUCAACAGAAAGAGAUUCUCUUCUCGCUAGUCUCUUAGAUGGUGUAAGAGCUUCUGGUAACAGAGAUGUGUGUGUGAAGAUGGUUCCAACACAGAAGUGGCAGAGAUGGGGUUUACUUAGUAUGCCAGUAGAUGAGGAGGUUGAAAGUCUGCACCUCAGAUUCCUAAUAGCACCUUCAAAUGGAAACUUUGCAGAUGCAGUUUUCAGAUUUAAUGCCAAUAUCGCAUACAGUGGGGUCCUACACGCAGUUACACAAGACGGUUUAUUCUCUGAAAAUAAAGAGAAGUUAAUAAAUAAUGCCAUUACAGCACUGAUAUCACAGGAGGGUGACCAGACCAUUGCAGUUGCAGAACUAGAAAGCCAAUUUCAAGCUGUGCGUCGACUGGUUGCUUCCAAAGCUGGGUUUUUAGCCUUCACACAACUUCCCAAAUUUCGAGAGAGGCUUGGAGUGAAGGUUGUAAAAGCCCUUAAGCGGAAUAAUGAUGGUGUUACCCAUGCUGCAAUUGACAUGCUGUGUGCACUCAUGUGUCCAAUGCAUGAUGACUAUGACCUAAGACAAGAGCAGCUGAACAAAGCUUCCCUUCUGUCUUCAAAGAAAUUUCUAGAAAAUUUGCUGGACAAAUUCAAUGUGCAUGUGGGUUAUGGGACAGGUGCCCUUGUCAUUAGUUCGCUUCUGGAUUUUCUUACUUUUUCCCUCUGUGCACCUUACAGUGAAACGACAGAAGGACAGCAGUUUGAUAUGUUGUUGGAAAUGGUAGCUUUAAAUGGGAGAACUUUGUUUAAACUUUUUCAGCACCCAUCCAUGGCUAUUGUAAAAGGAGCUGGACUGGUUAUGAAGGCUCUCAUAGAGGAAGGAGAUAAGGAGAUUUCAACAAAAAUGCAAGAACUUGCCCUCAGUGAAGGUGCCUUACCUCGCCAUUUGCACACUGCCUUGUUUACCAUGAGCUUGGAUCAAAGAAUGCUUGCUAACAGGCAACUGAGCAGACACUUGGUUGGCCUGUGGACAGCUGAAAACCUUACAGCUAUGAAUUUGCUAAAGCGUGUUUUGCCAGUUGGUUUACUGACAUAUCUGGAAAGCACAGACCCAGUACCCGAGAAGGAUAUUGAUCGCAUGCAUAUCAGGGAUAAUGUGAAAAUUGCUACUGAUCAGUAUAAGUUUAACAAAGUACCAGAAUGGCAAAGGCUUGCUGGGAAAGCUGCCAAGGAAGUAGAGAAGUUUGCCAAAGAAAAAGUGGAUAUAGUUUUAAUGCACUGGAGAGAUCGAAUGGGGAUUGCACAAAAAGAGGACAGGAAUAAUGUGAACCUUAGCCAAAAACCAGUUGUACUAAGAAAGAGAAGACAAAGAAUUAAAAUAGAGUCAAACUGGGAUCUCUUCUACUAUAGAUUUCAGCAGGAUCAUGCCAAGUCUAACCUAAUAUGGAAUUUUAAAACAAGGGAAGAGUUAAGAGAUACCUUGGAGUCAGAAAUGAGGGCAUUUAACAUUGACAGAGAGCUUGGAAGUGCUACUGUCAUCUCUUGGAAUCAUCAAGAAUUUGAAGUUAGGUACGAGUGUCUUGCGGAUGAGAUCAAAAUAGGAGACUAUUACCUUCGGUUGUUGUUGGAGGAAGAUGAAAAUGAAGAGACAGGAGCAAUCAAAAGAUCGUAUGAAUUUUUCAAUGAGCUUUAUCAUCGAUUCUUGCUUACACCUAAAGUGAAUAUGAAGUGUUUAUGUUUACAAGCCCUUGCUAUAGUAUAUGGCAAGUGUUACAAGGAGAUAGGCUCUUUCACUGACACCAAGUACAUUGUUGGAAUGUUAGAACGGUGCACAGACAGACUGGAACGUGACAGGCUAAUUUUGUUCUUAAACAGACUGAUUCUUAACAAGAAUAAUGUUAAAGACCUUCUGGAUUCCAGUGGUGUUCGUAUUCUUGUGGAUCUCCUUACAUUAGCACAUCUUCAUAUAAGCAGAGCAACAGUGCCUUUUCAGAGCAAUGUUAUUGAAGCAGCUCCCAACAUGAAGAGGGAAAGUGAAAAAGAGUGGUACUUCGGCAAUGCUGAUAAAGAACGACUUGGGCCUUACAGUUUUGAAGAGAUGAAGGAAUAUUGGACCUCUGGAGUACUCACCCCAAAGACUCGUUGCUGGGCUCAAGGAAUGGAUGGCUGGCGGCCAUUGCAAAGCAUCCCUCAGUUGAAAUGGUGUCUUCUGGCCAGUGGACAAGCUGUAAUGAAUGAAACAGAUCUUGCUAUACUUAUUCUUAAUAUGUUUAUUACAAUGUGUGAAUAUUUCCCCAGCAGGGAUCAAGAUAAUGCUGUCAUCCGACCCCUUCCCCGAGUGAAGAGGCUACUUUCAGAGGGAACCUGCCUGCCUCACAUUGUUCAGCUUUUACUUACAUUUGACCCCAUCCUUGUGGAAAAAGCUGCCAUAUUGCUUCAUCACAUCAUGCAAGACAACCCUCAGUUAACUCGUUUCUAUCUUACUGGAGUAUUCUUCUUCAUCAUGAUGUACACUGGUUCCAACGUCUUGCCAGUUGCAAGGUUUCUGAAGUACACUCAUAUGAAGCAGGCUUUCAGAUCGGAAGAGGUCAAAGGGCAAGAUUUAGUGCAGAGAAGUAUUCUUGGUCACAUUCUUCCAGAAGCAAUGGUGUGUUAUUUAGAAAAUUAUGAAUCUGAAAAAUUCUCUGAGAUCUAUUUAGGAGAAUUUGACACCCCAGAGGCAAUUUGGAGCAACGAAAUGAGGCGUUUAAUGAUUGAGAAGAUUGCAGCCCACCUUGCCGAUUUUUCUCCUCGCCUUCAGAGUAAUACAAGGGCACUCUACCAGUAUUGUCCUAUCCCAGUCAUCAAUUAUCCACAGCUGGAAAAUGAGCUGUUUUGUAAUAUCUACUACCUCAGACACCUUUGUGAUACAGUUCGAUUUCCUGAUUGGCUAAUUAAAGAUCCAGUGAAGCUGCUUAAAGACACACUUGAAGCUUGGAAAAGAGAAGUGGAGAAGAAGCCCCCAACAAUGUCAAUUGAUGAUGCCUAUGAGGUCCUUAAGCUUCCCAAAGGACAAGGCCCGCAUGAUGAGAGCAAAAUCAGGAAAGCAUACUUCAGACUGGCACAGAAGUAUCACCCUGACAAGAAUCCUGAGGGCAGGGAUGUAUUUGAAAAGGUGAAUAAGGCCUAUGAAUUCCUUUGCACUAAAUCAUCAAAAAUUGUGGAUGGUCCAGACCCUGAAAAUAUCAUCUUAAUUUUGAAAACACAGAGUAUUCUUUUUAACAGACAUAGAGAAGAGCUCCAGCCUUACAAAUAUGCCGGUUACCCCAUGCUUAUCAAGACCAUCACCAUGGAAACCUCCGAUGACCAGCUGUUUUCAAAAGCUUCUCCUCUUCUACCAGCAGCUACUGAAUUGGCGUUCCAUACAGUCAACUGCUCAGCACUUAAUGCAGAGGAGCUGAGACGAGAAAAUGGAAUAGAGGUUCUGCAAGAGGCUUUGGCUCGAUGUGUAUCAGUUCUGACUGCCUCAAGUAAAGCAGAAGACAUGUCAGUUCAGGUAUGCGGGCAUAUUGGCAAGUGUUACAGCGUUGCUGCUCAGUUUGAAGAAUGCAGAGAGAAAAUAACCGAAUUGCCAAAUAUCAUCCGAGACUUGUGUCAUGUCCUGUAUUUUGGGAAGACUUUGCCACGACUAGCAUCAUUAUCUGUGGAAUGUGUCAGUUCAUUUGCUGUGGAUUACUGGUUACAAACACACUUGUUCCAGGCUGGAGUUCUUUGGCACCUCAUUGGUUACUUGUUUAACUAUGACUAUACACUGGAAGAGAGUGGCAUUCAGAAAAGUGAGGAGACCAAUCAGCAGGAAGUGGCCAACAGCCUUGCUAAGCUUAGUCUUCUGGCGCUGAGUCGACUUGGAGGGUAUUUGACAGAAGAUGCAGCUACACCAGAAAAUCCAGCUAUUAGGAAAAGUUUGGCAGCCAUGCUCACUCCUUACGUUUCAAGAAAGCUUGCAGUAGUUUCCCCUUCUGAGAUUCUCAAAAUGCUCAAUAGCAAUACUGAAAAUCCAUAUUUGAUCUGGAACAAUGGAACAAGAGCUGAACUGCUGGAGUUUCUCGGAUCUGAGCAGGAAGCCAUGAUAAAAAGGGGUGAAUGUGACAAAAGCUAUGGAGCAGAGUUUGUUUUUGGAGAACAUGCUAAGGAACUUAUAGUAGGAGAGAUUUUUGUCCGUGUCUACAAUGAGCAGCCAGCAUUUCCACUGGAGUUUCCAAAGGCCUUUACAGCUAGUCUCCUGGAUUACAUAGGAUCCCAAGCACAGUACCUGCAUACGUUAAUGGCUAUUACACAGACUGGAAAGGUUGAGUCAAACCAGCAUGAAGACAGAUUACGAAGGGCAGAAAUGGCUUUGGAAGCUCUAAGAAAUGUCAUCAAAAACAACCCAGGGUCUGAGACAGAAUGCAUUGGCCAUUUUAAACUUCUGUUCUCCCUUUUACGAGUCCAUGGAGCUGGAAAAGUACAACAACUAGCUCUGGAGGUAGUGAACAUUGUGACCAGCAACCAGGAGUGCGUGAACAAUAUCUCUGAGUCUAAAGUUCUGGCAAAUCUCUUGGUACUUCUACAUUCUCUUCCAUCAAGUCGGCAGCUUGUUCUGGAGACUCUCUAUGCUUUGACAUCCAAUACAAAGAUCAUCAAAGAAGCCAUGGCAAAAGGGGCCCUUAUAUAUUUGCUGGAUAUGUUCUGCAAUUCUACACAUCCUCAGGUCCGUUCCCAAACAGCAGAGCUUUUUGCCAAAAUGAUCUCUGAUAAACUUAUUGGUCCAAAGGUUAGAAUCGCACUGAUGAAGUUUCUUCCUAGUGUUUUUAUGGAUGCCAUGAGAGACAACUCUGAAGCUGCUGUACAUAUUUUUGAAGGAACACAUGAAAAUCCAGAACUUAUCUGGAAUGACAACUCAAGAGAGAAGGUGUCUACCACAGUGCGCGAAAUGAUGCUAGAGCAUUUUAGACAACAAAGGGACAAUCCUGAUGUAGACUGGAAGCUGCCAGAGAACUUCUCUGUUGCAUACAAUGAGGUCGAAGGUGAGCUAUGUGUAGGCGGUGUCUUCUUGAGGAUCUUCAUCUCCCAGCCAGCAUGGGUGCUUCGAAAGCCUCGGGAAUUCCUGGUUACCCUACUGGAAAAAUUGACUGAAUUACUGGAGAAAAAUAAUCCACAUGGUGAAACAUUAGAAACUGUAACAACAAGUGUGGUGUCUCUGUUCACUACCCAACCUCAGUUAUUAGACCAAGUGCCACCUCUAGGCCAUCUUCCAAAAAUCGUCCAAGCAUUGAAUCACCGAAAUAAUGCGGUUACAAAAAGUGCCAUCCGAUGCAUUCAUGUAAUGUCUGAUAGUGAGCUGUGUGUUCGAGCAGUAGCAUCACUGGAUUCCAUUGGCCCCUUGAAAAGUGGAAUGAAACAGAGACCAGAUAUGGUUGGCCUUGGCUGCGAAACACUGAAUAAAAUGUUCCAAAAAGAACAAACUGAUCUAGUGGCUCAGGCAUUAAAAACAGAUCUCAUUCCAUAUCUUCUAAAACUUUUGGAAGGAGUUGGCCUUGAAACUAUAGAAAACCCAGCUGCAACAAAGGCUCAAAUUGUAAAAACACUUAAGUCAAUGACACGUAGUCUGCAGCAUGGAGAACAGGUGAAUGAAGUUCUUUCACGAUCUUCUAUCUGGAGUGCCUUCAAAGACCAGAAACAUGACUUGUUCAUUUCUGAGUCCCAAACAGCAGGAUACCUCACAGGACCUGGGGUUGCUGGCUAUCUUACAGCAGGGACUUCAUCAUCUGUUAUUUCCAGUGUGCCACCUCCUGUUGACCCCGAUGCACCUGACCUGAGCUGAGAAGAAUCCUAUUAACCUUAUUUAGUUGAGGUGAUGUAAUGUCAUGAGGACAUCUGCUAGACACUCCAGAGCCAGCAGCAUUUCCACAUAUAAUUAGCCUUCACUUUUAUGUCGCCUAGUAACAAAGUAUUCCUCCUUUUUCUACAAAUGUAUUUUUUAUUUUUUUGUUUAGGGAAAGGGGGGAAUCUCCCAAAUGUUCUUCACUGUGAUAUGUAAGAACAUAUUCCAUGGAUCAGCCUAAAGGAAGUGCACAAGUAUUAUUUUCUUGCUGUACUUGACAAUUUUUUUGUUCCUUUAUAUAAUUUUUCAGAACUGUGAAUCAAAUAUAAUUAGUUUUUGUUCCUAAUUUUUUUAUAACAUUUUACAGUGCUGUACAAAUUAACGUGGCUGCAGUGUUCAGCCUCAGCGGAAAUCCUUUGAGAUAUGUACUUCCAUUUGGAGGACAGUUAAUUAUUAAUAAUGUUUAUUGGUUUGUAAUUCAGAUCACACAGAGAUGUAAAUCUGUUGUUCCUGGCUUUUGUUUACAAAGGUAUAACUUGUUUCAAUUUGCAGUCCUCUAAAUUGCUCUCUAUUGUAAUGUUUCCGAUGGCAAACAAACACGUAUAACUGCCUUUACCAAGCUGAAAAGAACUUAUAUGGGGGGAUAUUUGAUGUUAUCUUAUUAUAUAUGAAUAUAGUGUCAUUGCAAAAUGUUAUAUACAGUAUCCAAUAUAUAAACUUUCUAUAUUGAAUGUACAUUAUAAAGAACUUUCAGACUUGUACAUAAAAUUUUAAGAACAAAGUGA
Molecule: messenger RNA, 7543 nt
Organism: Protopterus annectens (West African lungfish)
Lineage: Eukaryota; Metazoa; Chordata; Ceratodontiformes; Protopteridae
Gene: DNAJC13
Product: DnaJ heat shock protein family (Hsp40) member C13
Biological process (GO): endosome organization; receptor-mediated endocytosis; regulation of early endosome to late endosome transport
Cellular component (GO): endosome membrane
Source: RefSeq, a predicted model, not a curated record